AUGAGGGAAAGUGAAGAUAUGGAUGAUUAUUUCCGGAUUUUUGAAAUGACUGCAAGGGCACAAUCCCUACCUGAGGGGGACUGGGUUGGUAACUUAGUACCCAAGCUAACUGAAAAGGCUAAGUCAAUCUACUUAGAAAUUCCUGACCCUGCCUGCCAAGGUUAUUUCGAAAGUAAGGCUAUUAUCAUUAAAGCUUACCAGUUAACUGCUGAUCAUUAUAGAUAUAGGUCUCGGACUUCGGAGAAAAAACCUGAUGAGGAUUUUGUUCAGUGGGGAAACAGGACCCGGAGGUGCCUCAAUCGUUGGAUGGCCGUUGCCGAGGCUACAGGGGAUGCAGAAAAAAUCAUCGAACAAAUAAUGAUGGAGCGACUCCUCGAUGCAGUAAGCCCUGAACUUAGAGCUUGGUUAAAGGAACAGGAGCCAAAGACUGCUGAGGAACUUGGUAAUCUCGCUAAUUUGCAUGUUCAGUCCAGAAAAGGACCACCUGUUGAGGGUAAGUAUGUAACAAACCGAGGUGGGGGAAAAUUUGGGAAAAAGGAAAGGUUUGGAGGUAAGGCAGACGAUUCUUUGCCUGAAGAGAAACAAAAUCAAAAUUAAGGAAAGCCUUCAAAGCCCUGACCAUCCCCCGAACAAAAGACUUCAAAGCCUGAAAUUAAGUGCUACAAAUGUGGUCAACCAGGACACAUGUCGUUUAACUGUGGUGAGGGUCGUGGGAAGCCCUCACAGGGGUACCUGCUGUGCAUGA
Porites lobata is the source of this 745-nucleotide messenger RNA. The record is from the annotation of a GenBank genome assembly. Lineage: Eukaryota; Metazoa; Cnidaria; Anthozoa; Scleractinia; Poritidae.